Spinacia oleracea (spinach) is the source of this 943-nucleotide messenger RNA. Its product is annotated as pre-mRNA-splicing factor SLU7-A-like. The transcript is spliced from 3 exons. Gene Ontology annotation, biological process: mRNA splicing, via spliceosome. The record is from RefSeq and is a predicted model, not a curated record. Gene Ontology annotation, molecular function: pre-mRNA 3'-splice site binding. Bases 498 to 869 code for a protein of 123 amino acids. Gene Ontology annotation, cellular component: spliceosomal complex. NCBI's taxonomy places the organism in Eukaryota, Viridiplantae, Streptophyta, Magnoliopsida, Caryophyllales, Amaranthaceae.
ACGGACGUUAAGUCUCCGUUAACAUAACUUUACUGUUUUACCCUUAUUCCAAGUCUUUCUUCUACUUUUAACAGAACAAACUCCUCCCAAAACUCUCUCACUUUCUCUCUCAUCAGCAACAAUGGCACCAUUAUAUUGAUGCAACUGUAGCUUGAGGGUUUGUCAACAACCCACAUAAUAAAAUCAUGAUUUCAUACCACCACCAUUCCAGGCAAACUGAAAUGCAGCUUGGGAUUGCCAAGUUGACGAGCGUCUUCCACCGCAUUUUCCGACCUUCACAUUCACUAACUUUCUCUCUCCUGCAGAAUUAAUGAAACCUCCAAUCUUCUAGAAUCUAAACAAAAUUAAGAAGCCCGUGGAGGAGAAGAAGGCCGCUGCGCCGAGAAAGAUCCGGUUGAGAAGAAGAAGGGAGGAGUAGAAGGGCCUCCGCCACCCUCACCGCCCUCUCUUUCUUUGUCCUCCAAUCACCAAUCGAAAGCUUAAACUAUUAAUCAAUAAUGGCGAUUGCAUCAGUGGCGUUUAAGUCUAGGGAAGACCAUAGGAAGCAGUUUGAAUUAGAGGAAGCUCGUAAAGCUGGGCUUGCGCCAGCUGAGGUUGAUGAAGAUGGAAAAGAGAUUAAUCCUCACAUUCCGCAGUAUAUGUCUUCUGCUCCUUGGUAUCUCAAUUCGAAUAAGCCGAGUUUGAAGCAUCAAAGGAAGUGGAAAUCGGAUCCGAAUUACACCAAAUCGUGGUAUAACAGAGGUGAAAAAGGUUUUCAGGCAUCAAAGAGAUUGAUGUUCCAGACUAUGCACAACCGAGUUCUAAGUGUCUUUUAUUGGUGGAAAGAAAAUAGACCGGUGGUGCUCUAUGUGUCUUUCAAUCCCUCCUAAAAGCAGUGAUUAUUGACAAAACAACUUUUGUAAUUUUGUUGAUUACACCACUUGAUUGAAGAAAGUUAGCCUAA